GGAAUCCGGCUCGGUGGCCGCGUGGAGGGCGGAGCGCGCUUCUCCAGAGGUGGAACCAGCCGUGUCCGUGUGUCUGCACCCCUUGCUUGCCGGCCGGCACUUCGGCUGCACAGUUUUGCCCAAGCCUGGAGACUUAGAGAGCAGGUAACUUGCUUCUGAUGGCUGGGAAUAAAGGAAGAGGACGUGCUGCUUAUACUUUUAAUGUCGAAGCGGUUGGAUUUAGCAGAGGUGAAAAGUUACCUGAUGUAGUAUUGAAACCACCCCCACUGUUUCCUGAUACAGAUUAUAAGCCAGUGCCACUGAAAACAGGAGAAGGUGAAGAUUAUAUGCUGGCCCUGAAGCAAGAAUUGAGAGAAACAAUGAAAAGAAUGCCUUAUUUUAUGGAAACACCUGAAGAAAAGCAAGAUAUUGAAAGGUAUAGUAAAAGAUAUAUGAAGAUUUACAAAGAAGAGUGGAUACCAGAUUGGAGAAGACUCCCAAGAGAGAUGAUGCCAAGGAAAAAGUGCAUAAUAGCAGGUCCCAAAUCCAAAAAGGCAAAAGAUAGAGGCAAAGGUACUUCACUCUCUAAUACUGCAGAUGUAUUGAAAAAAAUUGAGGAAUUGGAAAAGAGAGGUGAUGGUGAAAAAUCAGAUGAGGAAAAUGAAGAGAAAGAAGGAAGUAAAGAGAAAAGUAAAGAAGGUGAUGAUGAAGAGGAGGAGGAGGAAGAUGCUGCAGACCAAGAAGAUUAUGAUGAAGAGGAGCAAGAAGAGGAAAAUGACUACAUUAAUUCAUACUUUGAAGACGGAGAUGAUUUUGGUGCAGACAGUGAUGACAACAUGGAUGAAGCAACCUAUUAGCUAUGAAAAUUCUCAAAAUAGUAUUUCUGUGAUAUAACUUCUGAACAUUUGGGCAGAUUUGUUUUCUCUUUUAUUUCUGACAAGGAUGAGUAAGUAUUUUAUCUCUGUUCCUAUUUUGAUGGGCCAAUAUUCAGAACCACUUUUUGAGUUUACAGUUGCUUCACCAGGUUGUCUCUUGACACUUAACAUUCCUUUGCAACAUUUCUGUUAUGCCUCAUAUAUAUUCAAGUAUUUUCUGCUAUUUAAUUAGAAGGUGCCUGGAGUUUUUGUAUCCUUUAGUCUAUAUAUUCAUACUUGAACAAAAUUAUUCAUGUUUAACUACAGAUCAUUUGUAAAUCUGUUACUGACCAUCAAGAUUGAUUUCUGUAAUGUGGAAGUUGAUUUAACACUAACUGCACAAGGAGCACUUUACAAAGAAACUUGAAUUUUAUUUUUACUUUAUGGUUUGUUCUAGACUACUACAUUAUAACCACAUUACCCUGAGUUCUUACAAAUGCAUAUUUAUGAGAUUAGAAGUUUUGUGAUCAGAAACAUAUACACUGGGUCAAAUGCCAAUCUGAGCUAUGUAAACAGUAUACAACUUACACCUCAGCUCAUGCAGACAUUUAUCUGGAUGAAUAUAAAAAAUACUUGAAUUUGGGUUAAACUUCAUACCAUAGAUGAGUUAAUCAUCCCACUAUAAGUUCGAGAGCUUUAUGAAAAAUUAGACUGAAAUAUUGUAUUUUUGUCCUUUACAAAACUAUUAUUGUCUAGUCAUAGAAAUCUCAUUGCUGAAUGCUUGCAUCAUCUAUAAGGUGUAAUGGCCUCUGUUACAUUUUACAGGGCUUCAUAACUAACCAAAUGAUUUGUGUAACAAUGCUUAAUGAAACACAAGUCUUUUUAAAAUUGACAUCUUUUGUUUCAAUUAAAAGCUAGCUUGCCUAGCUUUUGGAGGGAAAAUAACUAAAGCUUCAUCCUCCAAAGGUUUACACGUACCAAAAGGUUCUCCAAAAAGUUCACAUAUAUUUGAAAAAUGAUUUAUUAAUAUUUCCCACCAAAUGUUUUAUUCCUUUGGGAAGAUGCAAUCCAGUACACUCAAACCUGAGAAUCAGAACCUAGAUUCUAUUUCUGCUUUACUAUAAAUUUAACGUUAAAACUGUGCGUGGGUAAGUUUCCUGUGCCUUAAGUUUCUCCACUUGUAAACAAUUGCCUAUAAAAAUUGCCUAGGGCCCUCCCUGGUAGUGCAGUGGGUUAAAGCACAGCACUCUGAAGCUAAAGCCACUUCAGCAUGAGUUCAA
Messenger RNA from Condylura cristata (star-nosed mole), 2113 nucleotides. RefSeq names its product polymerase (RNA) III (DNA directed) polypeptide G (32kD) (gene POLR3G). NCBI's taxonomy places the organism in Eukaryota, Metazoa, Chordata, Mammalia, Eulipotyphla, Talpidae. Gene Ontology annotation, cellular component: RNA polymerase III complex. The transcript has 8 exons. The record is from RefSeq and is a predicted model, not a curated record. The coding region runs from base 159 to 836 and encodes 225 amino acids. Gene Ontology annotation, biological process: cell population proliferation; transcription by RNA polymerase III.